This is a messenger RNA of Trichomycterus rosablanca, 1643 nucleotides long. It is a transcript of the gene rorb, whose product is annotated as RAR-related orphan receptor B. Gene Ontology annotation, molecular function: RNA polymerase II cis-regulatory region sequence-specific DNA binding; zinc ion binding; nuclear receptor activity. The record is from RefSeq and is a predicted model, not a curated record. Bases 105 to 1469 code for a protein of 454 amino acids. Gene Ontology annotation, cellular component: nucleus. The transcript is spliced from 10 exons. NCBI's taxonomy places the organism in Eukaryota, Metazoa, Chordata, Actinopteri, Siluriformes, Trichomycteridae. Gene Ontology annotation, biological process: regulation of transcription by RNA polymerase II.
AUUUAUUUUCUAUUAUUACUGUUUAUCCUCGUGUUUGCGUGUUUGUGUGUUUGUUUCUUCAUGCCUGCCGCGACCGGGAGCGAGUCACCACCACCACCAUCACCAUGCGAGCCCAAAUUGAAGUCAUACCCUGCAAGAUCUGCGGAGACAAGUCCUCGGGGAUCCAUUACGGGGUCAUCACGUGCGAGGGCUGCAAGGGUUUCUUCAGGAGGAGUCAGCAGAACAACGCCUCGUACUCCUGCCCGCGCCAGCGCAACUGCCUGAUCGACAGGACCAACCGGAACCGCUGCCAGCACUGCCGCCUGCAGAAGUGUCUCACCCUGGGCAUGUCCCGCGACGCGGUGAAGUUCGGACGCAUGUCGAAGAAGCAGCGCGACUCGCUCUACGCCGAGGUCCAGAAGUACCAGCAGCGGCUCCAGGAGCAGCGGCAGCAGCAGCAGACGAGCGACGUCUACUCCCCCAGCCUGGCCGCCACCGGUCACGACCUGAGCGGCGCCUACGCCGACGGGCACGCGGUCGACAUGGCCAAGGUCCACGCCAGCGCCGCCUACUACAGCAUGGACUCCACCCAGUCGAGCCCCGACCAGUCCGGGCUGGACAUGUCGGGCAUGAAGCCCAUCAAGCAGGAACCGGUGUACGACCUGACGCCCGUGCCCGACCUCUUCCCCUACGGCUCGUACCAGGACGGUCAGCUGGUACCCGGCGUCUCCAUGGCGGAGCUGGACCGAAUCGCACAGAACAUCAUAAAAUCUCACCUGGAGACGUGCCAGUACACGGCCGAGGAACUGCAGCAGCUCUCCUGGCAGACGCACUCCUACGAGGAGGUCAAGAUGUACCAAAACAAGUCAAGGGAGGCGCUAUGGCAACAGUGCGCCAUCCAGAUCACCCAUGCCAUCCAGUACGUCGUGGAGUUCGCCAAGCGCAUCGGCGGCUUCAUGGAGCUCUGCCAGAACGACCAGAUCCUGCUCCUCAAAUCAGGUUGUCUGGAGGUGGUGCUGGUGAGGAUGUGCAGGGCGUUUAACCCCCUCAACAACACGGUCCUGUUCGAGGGUAAAUACGGCGGAGUCCAGAUCUUCAAGUCGCUCGGCUGUGAUGAUCUGGUCAGCGCCAUGUUCGACUUCGCCAGGAGUCUGUGUUCACUACAGCUGACGGAGGAAGAGAUCGCUCUGUUCUCGGCAGCUGUUCUCAUCUCCACGGAUCGGCCGUGGCUGAUGGAACCGCGGAAGGUCCAGAAGCUCCAGGAGAAAAUCUACCUGGCCCUGCAGCACAUCAUGCAGAAGAACCACAUGGACGAGGACGCGCUGACCAAGCUGAUCGGCCGGAUCCCCACGCUGGCGGCGCUGUGCACCCUGCACGCCGAGGAGCUCCAGGCCUUCCAGCAGCUGCACCCCGAGACGGUCAGCGUGCUCUUCCCGCCCCUCUACAAGGAACUCUUCAACCCCGACGCCGCCGGCAUCGCGUCCAAGUGACCCGACUCCAAGCCGGAACACUAGGGCCGCCCGGAAAGCGGCGCCACGACGUUCCCGCUUCACCGAUUCAGUCAAGAAUGUACAUACGCGACAUGUACAGACUUUGAAGCGAUUCGUAUCGUUUAUAUGAGUUGUUUUUAUACCGAUAAAGUUCAGCCGCACUCCAGUAUUAAA